AUGGAGGCAAUUCAAGACCAAUUCCAAGCCGUCGUUGAUGGAUUCAUCGACUUCCAGGGCCAAAAACUCGCGGAACAAAUAACAACCUACACCCUUACCGUCUCCGCAAUCGUCGGGUUCCUGGCCGGUUUCGUCAGCCAGAAUAUCGUGUAUACGCUAUACAUCUGUCUCGCAGGAACGGUACUUACGUUCUUGGCAGUUGUUCCUCCAUGGCCGUUUUAUAACCAAGCUCCCGUACGGUUUCUUUCGUCGGGUAGUGGUGGGAGGAACAGCGGGAGUGGUGGUGGGGCGGUGGUGGGGACUAUUGUGGUUGAUGGGCAGGAGGUGAAGGUUAAGACUUGA
Messenger RNA from Orbilia oligospora ATCC 24927, 342 nucleotides. RefSeq lists its product as uncharacterized. Gene Ontology annotation, cellular component: signal peptidase complex; endoplasmic reticulum membrane. Gene Ontology annotation, biological process: protein targeting to ER. The transcript is spliced from 3 exons. Lineage: Eukaryota; Fungi; Ascomycota; Orbiliomycetes; Orbiliales; Orbiliaceae. The record is from RefSeq and is a predicted model, not a curated record. The coding region runs from base 1 to 342 and encodes 113 amino acids.